GCGAUUUCUCCAAUCUCGAGAACCUUGUCUAAUUGUGCUUCCAUCCCCAAAUCUAUUUCAUUGCCUAAAGCUUCAAUUAAUAUUAAAUUCCCAAAAAUGUCCACCGCGUCUUCCACAAUUAACACCGGGGUCCCCCCAUCGACUCGAUCCUCCGACGACAUUAUCGACAACACGCCGUUGCUUUCCCCUGCCUCCUAUGGCGAAUCCGGGAGCAAUUCCGCCACUCGAUUUUCCCGCCGUCAGUCCCUCCGUGAUGCCGCGCGCUUCCUCCGUCGCGCCAGCAGUCGUCGCAUGAUGCGGGAGCCCUCGAUGCUGGUACGCGAGACCGCCGCCGAGCAGCUUGAGGAGCGGCAGAGUGACUGGGCGUAUUCGAAGCCUGUGGUGAUUCUCGACAUCAUCUGGAACUUUGCGUUCGUUGCAGUGGCUGUGGCGGUGCUGAUAUUAAGCAGGAACGAGCAUCCCAGUAUGCCCUUGAGGUUGUGGAUUGUUGGGUAUGGGUUGCAGUGCGUGUUGCAUAUGCUUUGUGUGUGUGUGGAGUAUAGGAGGCGGCGGAGGAGGCGAGUGGGGUUUGGAAGGGUGGAGCGAGGGCUUGGAAGUGAUGGGAAUUCCAGUUCCCAAAUGAGAGGGGAUUCUGGGGAGUAUGUUACGUUAGCUCAGCUGCAGGAAGAUGGAACCAGUGUUGCAAAGCAUCUGGAAUCUGCAAACACUAUGUUUUCUUUUGUUUGGUGGAUCAUUGGCUUUUACUGGGUAUCUGCUGGUGGCCAAGCUUUGGCACAUGGCUCCCCUCAACUCUACUGGCUCUGUAUAAUUUUUCUAGGUUUUGAUGUGUUCUUUGUGGUUUUCUGUGUUGCGCUGGCAUGUGUCAUCGGCAUUGCUGUUUGCUGCUGUCUUCCCUGUAUUAUUGCAAUCUUAUAUGCCGUCGCUGAUCAGGAAGGAGCAUCUAAGGAAGACAUAGAUCAGCUCCCAAAAUUUAAAUUUCGCAGAACUGGUGAUAAUGAGAAACUUGCUGGCGAGGCACAAGGAUCUCUGGGUGGAAUAAUGACUGAAUGUGGCACAGAUUCACCAGUGGAACAUGUUCUUCCAGAGGAGGAUGCGGAAUGUUGCAUCUGCCUUUCUACUUAUGAUGAUGGAGUUGAGCUAAGGGAACUCCCUUGUGGACACCACUUCCACUGUGCCUGUGUAGAUAAGUGGCUGUACAUUAAUGCUACCUGCCCCCUCUGCAAGUACAAUAUCCUGAAGAGUAGCAGCCGAGCUAGGGAGGAAGUGUAAAACGAUUGAGAAUAAUGUUGAAAGUGUGGACGUUGCAUUUGAUUCUAGCUUUGAGAGUUUUCAAAGCACAGGUUGCCAUUAGACUAAAUACAGAGUUUGUUCUUGUUGUGAUAAUAGUUAUGGCUGUUGUAGUGGUGGUGGCACUCUUUGUUCCUGCUCUAGCUUGUGAAAGUGCAUAUGUAUAUUGAUAAUGCUUAGGGCAUCUGAUGCUAACCUCAUUGGAGCACUAGUUUGCUUUUGUUCUCAUUUAAUAUUUUUCACCCGUCUAUUUUAUUUUAUUAGUUGCAAACCA
Messenger RNA from Manihot esculenta (cassava), 1561 nucleotides. RefSeq names its product E3 ubiquitin-protein ligase At1g12760. The transcript has 5 exons. The record is from RefSeq and is a predicted model, not a curated record. NCBI's taxonomy places the organism in Eukaryota, Viridiplantae, Streptophyta, Magnoliopsida, Malpighiales, Euphorbiaceae. The coding region runs from base 97 to 1269 and encodes 390 amino acids.